Messenger RNA from Trichomycterus rosablanca, 7556 nucleotides. It is a transcript of the gene jade1, whose product is annotated as jade family PHD finger 1. Gene Ontology annotation, biological process: regulation of transcription by RNA polymerase II. The record is from RefSeq and is a predicted model, not a curated record. Gene Ontology annotation, cellular component: histone acetyltransferase complex. The transcript has 11 exons. NCBI's taxonomy places the organism in Eukaryota, Metazoa, Chordata, Actinopteri, Siluriformes, Trichomycteridae. The coding region runs from base 497 to 2860 and encodes 787 amino acids.
CUGAGCAAGGCCCUUAACCCUCAAUUGCUCAUUGUGUAAGUCGCUUUGGAUAAAAGCGUCUGCUAAAUGCUGAAAAUGUAAAUGUAAAUGUAGUGGGUAAUUAUUAAAGUGCAAUUUACUUUACUCUUUAACGCCCUCUGGUGGACAGAAACACUAAAGCAAUCCAGAGUGACCUAUCUGGAUCCGAACAAAUAUCUUUGGCUCGAUGCGACACCUGGUGGCUGGUCUGUGCACUGCAGGCAGCUUCACUCGACCACACGAGUACGUAACUUGUGUUUGCGCGUUUCUGUGUGUGAGUGUGUGUGUGUGUGCGUGCGAGAGAGCGAGCGGGGCGGGGAGGCGACAAUCUGCUACCUACCGUGCCGCCCGAACUCAAACUGUAACAGCACCAUCGCUUAGCAGCUACACGGAAACGCCAACGCAGGAGCGGCGACAUCCCGUCCGUGCAGCGAAACUGCUAGACUGACGAGGCUUUCGGAGACGGCGUCUGCUGACCAUGAAGCGAAGCCGCGUUCCCAGCACCAGCGAGGAGUCCGAUAAUGGAAGCAAUUGCACGUCGUGGUCUCAGAUGUCAAACUCCCAUCACAGGAGACAGGAUGGGAAGAGACCCUCCGAGGUGUUCAGGACCGAUCUCAUCACGGCGAUGAAGCUCCACGACUCGUACCAGCUGAACACCGAGGACUAUUACGUGCUUUCGGACCCCUGGAGGCAGGAGUGGGAAAAGGGGGUUCAGGUUCCGGUGAGCCCCGAGUCCAUCCCCAAACCCUCGGUCCGCGUCGUGGCGGAAAAAUCGUCCGCUUUGCUGUUCACACGUCCCAAGAAGCUGAUUCGCUCCUGGGGUCCGGAGGCGACCGUGUUGGGAUACGUUGGUAUCGGGACCCUGGCUGAAGGGACGUGCCGUUACGACCUGAACGAGGAAGAUGUGGCGUGGCUGGACGUGGCCAAUAAGGAGUUCGGUCAGAUGGGCAUGCAGCUGCUGGACGAGGACACCAUGGAGCGCCUCAUGGAGGAGUUCGAGCGGCGUUGCUACGACAACAUGAGCCACGCCAUGGAGACCGAGGAGGGGCUCGGGAUCGAGUACGACGAGGACGUGGUGUGUGACGUGUGCCAGUCGCCGGACGGAGAGGACGGCAACGAGAUGGUGUUCUGUGACAAGUGCAACAUAUGCGUGCAUCAGGCCUGUUAUGGCAUCCUGAAGGUCCCGGAAGGCAGCUGGCUGUGUCGGACAUGCGCCCUUGGAAUCUCCCCGAAAUGCCAGCUUUGCCCGAAGAAGGGUGGAGCUAUGAAACCCACUCGCAGUGGCAGCAAGUGGGUCCACGUCAGCUGUGCCCUCUGGAUACCAGAGGUGAGCAUAGGUAACCCAGAGAAGAUGGAGCCCAUAACGAGCGUGUCUCAAAUCCCCAAUAACAGAUGGGCUCUGAUCUGCUGCCUCUGUAAAGAGAAGACAGGAGCCUGCAUACAGUGCUCAGCCAAGAGCUGCCGCGUGGCGUUCCACGUGACCUGCGGCCUCCAUUACGGCCUGAAGAUGAACACCAUCCUGACCGAAGAGGACGAGGUCAAGUUCAAAUCCUACUGCCCCACGCACUCGGGCAUGGACUGGGACGAGCAGAGAGGCGGCGUGCGCGAGAGCGUCCGGGGCCGAGGCAAAGGCAAAGGAACGGACGGAGCGGGACUCAGCGAGCGGAAGCUCCGCGUGCAGCAGCUGGAGGACGAGUUUUACCGCUUCGUCGACGUGGAGGACGUAGCCAAACAGCUGCACCUGCCGCCGGAGAACGUGGACUUCCUGUUUCAGUACUGGAAGCUGAAACGCAAAACGAACUUCAACCAGCCGCUCAUCACGCCCAAGCGAGAGGAGGAAGAGAGCCUGGCCCGACGCGAACAGGAAGUGCUACUGCGAAGGCUCCGGCUGUUUACCCACCUGCGCCAAGACCUGGAGAGGGUGCGGAAUCUAACCUACAUGGUGACCCGGAGAGAGAAGAUCAAGCGUUCGGUGUGUCGGGUGCAGGAGCAGAUAUUCCACCACCACGUCAGGCUGCUGGAGCAGAGUCGACACUCCGGCAUAUCUUCCACCAGGCAACUGGAGGAGGCCAUGUUCUAUUUCCGGGGCGCGCCCUCGUCAUCCACCGCCCCCCAGCCCCUGAGAGGUCACACGGGCCAGAACAGCGCCACCGAGCUCUCCCAGCGGAAGGGUGCCCCGCACUACGGCGGCCCCAGACGAGGCCAGACCGAAGGUGACGACUCUUCAUCCAUCCUGGCCAAGUUGUCCGGUUCGGAGGGGGUCCCGAACAUCAGCUGCGGCGAGCGCGAAAGCUUAGAAAAUCAGACGGAACGGCCCGCGGGGGAGCGCAGGAAACAGAGGAGGAGGAGCCGGGUGUGGGUGCACCUCCCGGAAAAACACAGCCCGGGGGCGAAAUUCACAGACGAGAUGGAACAGAACAGCGUGACGGAUGAUCACGACCGGACGACGGCGCCCGAGGUGAGAGGUUCCGUCACGGUGCAGAACGUGUAUAACGGUUCUCUGAGGAGGACGAGCCAGCAUCAGGGAAGGAUCGUGUCGGAAAAGAACUGGGGGAGCUUCCGCAUUCCCAAACGAGGCGAUAACAAAGAGCACGAGGAUGACGGGAGGGACUUCGGGCAUGCUCAUCCUGUCGGGUCUUUGGACGAGAGCCACGCCCCAACCUGUCCUUCGGUCAGAACUCGGCUGAGGACCGGCACGGAAAGCCGGGACCUCGGUUCGGAGGUGGAUCACAGCCAGUCGGAGCAGAAGAAGAGGUGCCACGCCCAGCGGCUUCGAAGUCACGACCCGGUGGCGCAGCGCUACGGCUCGGAGGUCCUGCGGCGCGGCGUCCUCGCGUCGUAAAACCACGAUACGUGGAGUGAAAACUAUGUGAAGUUACGUGUCAAAUUUUUAUUUCCCCCCCUUUUGUGUAAUUAAUCCAAAAUAAAAGCAGCACUUCAGAGAGGAGCUACAUGAAGGAUUUAAUUGAACAAUCGUCAUUCCAGUCCAAAAACGAACCUGAACCUGAACGUCCACUUACAAUUUUAUACGCAAUAAGCUUAUAACAAAUAAAAAUAAACACACACACACACACACAUUUAUUGCUGUUUUUUGGAAACGUAAACCCGCACACCGAUCCUACAUGUAGCUCCUGCGAAGCUUCUGUUAACGGACAGCUAUUUAUUUUUCUAUUUCGUAUCUGCUGCUUUUAUCAUUUUUUCUACUUUGUUAAGUGGCUUUAUUUUCCUUCCUCUCGUACGACGAGGUCUUUGAUGCCGAACGCUUAGCUUGUAAUCGAACUAAGUUCGCGUGAUUACGUCUCGAUUUCUGUUGCUCACAGCAGUAGUGUUAAACACUGGUCCGAAUCAAGUGAUGUGUACAAUCGUGACUAGCACUUAGUUCAGUGGCUCCCGGCUCCCGGGUCCAGGCCUGGAGACCCCGUGUACCCGAUACCCGUUUUCACUUUAGCACACUCUAGUCUUGACUUUAGCCCUGUAGUUAGUAGUUAGGACUGAAUAUGAAGUACACAGGCUCGGGGAGUGAGAACCACUGGCGUGAUAACACACACACACACACACACGCUUUAAUACCUUACACCAUAUAACCAAAAGUAUGUGGACACCUGAUCAUGAAAUGAGCUUGUCAUCCUAUUUCAAAAUAGCUAAAACAACAAUCCCUCACAUAUACUCUGCAAUAGCAACAAGUGUAGGGGUUUACCUUAGGGGUUGAGCAUUUAGACAUAUAACGUCCUCUUGGAAUACCACCUAAACACUUUGCGCUUCAGCAGGCAUUCCGACCGAAGCUCCUGCCAUCAUUGCCCCAAUGAUCACUGAUACAAAAUUGAGGUUAAAUAGCCCUGUGCUGCAUUUUUUUUUUUUAUUGGACCAGCUUUAGAGCACAGCCUGUCCCCCUCUUGCACUGUGGACGGGCCACUGUCAUCCCAAAAAAACAAAACCAUUUCCAUCAGAAUAGACCUGUUCCCUGACAUAUACUCAGCAAUAGCAACAUGUGUAGGGGUUUACUCUAUGGGUCAAGCAUUCAGACAUGUACCGUCCUCUCGGAACACCACCGAGACACUCGGCGCUUGAGCGGGCAUUCUGACUUUGUUUGAAUAGCUGUAUGUCUGUGGGAAUUUGUGCCCAUUCAAUCAAAAUAGGGUUUAUUGAAGCGGAAGGGCCUUCCCUACUAUUUCUGCAAAGCUGAAUAUAUUGUAACAUAUUAUUUCCCUGUUAGCAGUUAGACAGGGUGUCCUAAUAUUUUUGUGUUUAGUGUAUGCUCAGUUCCAAUACUGGUAUCCCACCUGAUCAUGAGGAGGCUUCUUACAGGAUUUCAUUUAAAUAGCUGUAUGUCUGUGGGAAUUUGUGCCCAUUCAGUCAAAAUAGGGUUUAUUGAACCGGAAGGGCCUUCCCUACUGUUUCUGCAAAGCUGGAAGCAUAUUAUUUCCUUAUAUAUUAUAUAUAACCUGUUAGCAAUUAGAAAGGGUGUCCUAAUAUUUUUGUGCACAUAGUGUAUGCUCUGUUCCAAUACUGGUGUCCCAAUGCACGCUUGUCGACUCGCACCAUAUAACCAGAAGUAAUUGGACACCUGAUUAUGAAAAGGUUUCUUACAAGACUUGGUUUGAAUGACUGUAUGUCUGUGGGAAUUUGUGCCUAUUCAGUCAAAAUAGGGUUUAUUUGUAUGGUCGGGCAGUAAUGGUCAAUAAAGCCUCCAAAACUGUCGAGUGGGCUUAGGUCAGGGCUCUGUGUUUCUUUAAAUCCAGCUUUUCUUCAUGUCUUAAUAGAGCUUGAACAGGAGGGGCCUUCCCUAAUAUUUCUGCAAAGCUGGAAGCGUAUAAUUUCCUUAUAUAUUAUAUAUAACUGAUUUAUCACACCUGUUAGCAAUUAGCAAUCUGUUCCAAUACCGGUGUCCCAAUGCAAGCUUGUCAACUCGCACCAUAUAACCAAAAGUAUGUGGACACCUGAUCAUGAAAUGAGCUUGUCAUCCUAUUUCAAAAUAGCUAAAGUAACAGCUGUGCUUUUGAAGAGGCUUCUUACAGGACUCCGUUUGAAUGGCUGUGCGUCUGUGGGAAUUUGUGCCCAUUCAGUCAAACAAGGGGUUAUUAGUAUGGUCGGGCAGUAAUGCCUAACAAAGCCUCCAAACCUGUUGAGUGGUUCUGGGGUCAGGGCUUUGUGUUUCGAGCUUUUCUUCACGUAUUUAUAGAGUUUGAACAGGAAGGGCCUUCCCUAAUAUUGCUGCACAACUGGAAGUAAUAUUAUUUCCCUGUAUAUUCUAUAGAACUGAUUUAUUACACCUGUUAGCAAUUAGAAAGGGUGUCCUGAUAUUUUUGUGCAUAUAGUGUAUGCUCUGUUCAACAGCCGUGCUUUUGAGGAGGCUUCUUACAGGACUUGGUUUGAAUGGCUGUAUGUCUGUGGGAAUUUGUGCCCAUUCAGUCAAAUGAGGAUUUAUUUGUAUGGUUAGGUAGUAAUGGUCAAGAAAGCCUCCAAAGUUGUUCAGUGGGCUUAGGUCAGGACAAAGCCGAAAGCGUAUUAUGUACUUAUAUAUUAUAUAUACCUGAUUUAUUACACCUGUUAGCAAGUAGAAAGGGUGUCCUGAUAUUUUUGUGCGUAUAGUGUAUGCUCUGUUCCAAUACUGGUGUCCCAGUGCACGCUUGUCCUCUCGAAAACAGAAAAAGGCAAAAAGAUCACGGCGUCGAUAACGGCGUUAAAAUCAGUAUUGGAACGCAGCCUUGGCCUGCCGUAUGUGGUGCACGUUUCAUCGUUACCCACAAAUCUGUAUUUAUGUACUUAUUUAUUUCGUUUUUUUUGCUUUUCCUAUGUAAAGAGAUCGUGGCGCUCUGUUCGUUCGUCGCGGCGUCUUUUUCCUCCUCAGGUAAUUCUUUUUUUUGUGCACUUCUGUCCUGCCCCUUACGCCUGGUUCUGUCCUGUAGCAAAUCAAGGGAACAGCACUGAAAAUGAGUCCCAGUCUGAGAAUAGAUGUCGUGUCUGAUAUCUGUUGGGGGGGAAAACUCCUCACAUGGCUUUGUUUGUCACGUUUAAGUAUAUGUAUUCUCUUAAACACACAGUGUUUGGUCUAAUAAUGAUAAUAAUAGUAAUAAUAAUAGUAAUAAUGAUGAUAAUACAUGUAUUGAUUUAGCUGACACGUUUAUUUUCCUGUUCUCUGCUUGUAUGCAGGUUCGAACGCUCAGAAGCACUUAGAUUAAAAUAAUCUCACCUUUCACUCAAGAUUUCACUUGUGGGUGAUGUGUGUUAUGAAAGUCUUUCUUUCGUGGCAAGUUGUUUUACUGUGACUGCAUGAUUAGAGCAGAUACUCUGUCCAUAAACAACUUUUACUAUAAAUGUUGUGGGUUUUCUAAAAAAAAACAGGACCAAAUCUGCUCACUCACUCACUCACUCACUUUCUUAACCACUUAUCCAAUCAGGUCACCGGGGGUCACACACACACAAACACACACAUACACACACAAACACAUACACAGAUAAACACACACACAGAUAAAUACACACACACAUUCACUUAUAGGGCAAUUCAGUGUCUCCAAUUAACCUGACUGCAUGUUUUGGACUGUGGGAGGAAACCCACACAGACACGUGGAGAACAUGCAAACUCCGCACAGAAAGGACCUGGACCGCCCCUUAAACACCUUAAAUAUGUCCUUUAGCUCAUUGUGAGUCCUUGACAAACGUUUGGUCCUCAGGAACUCCAAUGAUCCAUUUUACUUACCUAAAAUAAUCAAAGUUAGCCUGAUUGUCAUUCACAAAUGGCCCCCCCCCCCCCGAUGAGCAGUCGGACUAGCCCAAUUUAUAUGGAAACAGAAGCCACCAGCUGUAGCUGAUCAUAAUCACAAUUAUAUUUAUCUUUUAUUCAUGUGUGUGUUUGGCUCGACAGAUUUGGUACUGCUUUAAGAAAUCCCACAAUAAAUCAAAAAAAAUUGUAAAAUCUGAUUUUUUUUUCUCUUUUUUUGGUAAACAGAUAGGUACAAGUAAAAGUAAAGUAAUGCCUUGACUUCAGCUGGAAAUAUAUUAUCCCUCUCCUGUUAAACCCUUUCACUGGCCUUUUUGACUGAGAAUCUGCCUACAGUCGUUCUCUAGGUAUAAUUCUCCUCGAGCACCUUUCCAGGUCAUGAAAUUAGGCUGAAAUGCACCUUCCACCGGGUCAAUCAAGUGUCCUCUACCAAACCUGGAUCCACGUUGCACUAAAGUUCUCAAAACAAGACUCGUAUUGUGUCACGAUCGAUUUCCUUUUCUGGAAGAUUAAGCUUCACUACUUGUCGGUUGCCUUUGGUCAGUACAAAUUUGCAUUUGCACUUGGAUGUUUCCUUUUUUUUUUCGUCGUUGUUGUUUAUGCUAAUGGCGAGCAGACUUCGGUGAGGUCUCGCGUCGACCACGUGCCUGUGUGGCUUUGGUUAACAUGUUGCACUAGAAUAGAGCAAUGCAGCGCAGCUUGACUAUGUUCUCUAAAAAGUUAUUUUUCACAUACAAAGAGACCUUUUAUAUGGACAUGUGCUGCUGUAUUUUUUUGUUAUGCAUCUAUUUUGUGAAUAAACCCCUUUGAAAUGAAA